Molecule: messenger RNA, 1749 nt
Organism: Pistacia vera
Lineage: Eukaryota; Viridiplantae; Streptophyta; Magnoliopsida; Sapindales; Anacardiaceae
Exons: 3
Coding region: 315-1604 (429 amino acids)
Source: RefSeq, a predicted model, not a curated record
AAAAAUUGCUUUACUUUCUCCGUCUAUUGCUUUGUUUUCUCGUGAUCCGUUCACAGUCUACGUGAAAUCCCACAUUUAUUUAUAUUUUCUCUCUCUCUCCCUCUUAUUUCCAUCAUCAUCAUCAUCCUCUUCUUCUUUCUCAAACACCCCAUCAAAUGAAAUGAUGUUCAACUUUGCUCGCUUUUCGCAUGCCCAUCCCAGAAUUAUUAUUUUCAUUAUUAUGAUUAUUUAGAAGAUUUCCCAUUUCCCCACUUAGUUCUUUAGCUGUCCAAGCAUAGGGCUUUUGAUCCAAUGGGGAGAGAUUUGUGACAAGAAUGGAUCCUCAGGCUUUCAUAAGGUUGUCAAUAGGCUCACUUGGGCUGAGGAUUCCUGGAUCAACUUUGAAUUCUGCCAAAUCUGAAAUCCAUGCAUUUACUUCCCCAUGUUUGUGUGAGAUACGACUUCGGGGUUUCCCAGUACAGACCACAUCAGUUCCAUUAGUAUCCUCACCUGAAGCUCUACCUGAUAUUCAUAGCAUUGCCUCGAGCUUUUAUCUGGAAGAAAAUGAUCUGAAAGCCUUGUUGACACCUGGCUGUUUUUAUAACCCUCAUGCAUAUUUGGAGAUUGUAGUUUUCUCAGGGAGGAAAGGGUUCCAUUGUGGUGUCGGCGUCAAAAAACACCAGAUUGGGACUUUUAGAUUGGAAGUGGGUCCCGAAUGGGGUGAAGGGAAACCAAUAAUUCUUUUUAAUGGGUGGAUAGGUAUUGGAAAAAACAAGCAGGAGAGCGGAAAACCAGGAGCAGAGCUUCAUUUAAGAGUGAAACUGGAUCCUGAUCCAAGAUAUGUCUUCCAGUUUGAAGAUGUGACAAUGUUGAGCCCUCAGAUAGUCCAGCUUCAAGGUUCCAUCAAGCAACCAAUUUUUAGUUGCAAGUUUAGUCGAGACAGGGUGCCACAGGUGGACCCGUUGAGCAUUUACUGGUCAGGUUCUGCUGACAGUGCUGAUAUAGAGACUGAAAGAAGGGAAAGAAAGGGAUGGAAGGUGAAGAUACACGACCUCUCUGGCUCGGCUGUUGCGGCAGCAUUCAUAACAACUCCCUUUGUUCCAUCAACAGGUUGUGAUUGGGUUGCUAGGUCCAACCCAGGAGCUUGGUUGAUUGUUCGCCCUGAUUCAUGCAGGCCUGAGAGCUGGCAGCCAUGGGGAAAGCUUGAAGCGUGGCGUGAGCGUGGCAUCAGAGACUCCAUUUGCUGCCGAUUUCAUCUCCUUUCGGAAGUCCAGGAAGCUGGCGAUGUUCUCAUGUCUGAGAUAUUUUUAAGUGCCGAGAAGGGUGGAGAGUUUUUUAUCGACACUGACAAACAGAUGCGGACAGCUGCUACUCCAAUUCCAAGUCCGCAAAGCAGUGGAGAUUUUUCUGGAUUGGGUCCAGUUGUUGGUGGGUUUGUGAUGAGCUGUAGAGUGCAAGGAGAAGGUAAGAGCAGCAAGCCAAUGGUACAACUAGCGAUGCGACAUGUGACAUGUGUGGAGGAUGCUGCCAUCUUUAUGGCACUUGCAGCAGCAGUUGAUCUCAGCAUUGAAGCAUGCAGGCCUUUCCGGAGAAAGCUGAGGAGACGGUCUCACCAUUCCUUAUGAAAGUAGAAAUGAAAUGUUUAAUUUCCAUGAACAACGAAUGGCUCUAUUUUAUCCUAAAUGAUGAUUGUUGUAACAUUUGGCAUUGUGUACAGGAUUUUUUUUUUUCUUUUCUGAUUCUGGAUGGAUUACUUCUCUUCUUCCCAAA